Heterobasidion irregulare TC 32-1 is the source of this 597-nucleotide messenger RNA. RefSeq lists its product as uncharacterized. Lineage: Eukaryota; Fungi; Basidiomycota; Agaricomycetes; Russulales; Bondarzewiaceae. The record is from RefSeq and is a predicted model, not a curated record. The transcript is spliced from 5 exons. The coding region runs from base 1 to 597 and encodes 198 amino acids.
AUGGCAGGCCAGCCAUGGAACGACGCGCGCGAGGCUCUGGCCGGGCUAGCCGAGCUUUACGCGCGGUACGACACCGACGGGCUCGACGUCUACUUCUUGAAUGAUCCCCGCUGCCGCGUGAACCUCAGGGUGCGUGCAACGAUAGGAGCCAUCUGGGCGUCUUUGCCUCUCAGGAGACAAACUCCUACUGGUACGAAGCUGAAGGAGAUCUUAGACAAGUAUAUCCCUCUUGUCGAGAACAAGAGAGUCCUCCACAAGCCGAUCAACAUCAUCGUCAUCACUGACGGUGCUGCAACCGACGACCCAGUGGAGACCAUCGUGGAGGCUGCACGCCGCCUUGACCGAAACGAGGUGCCGCACCGCCAGCUGGGGAUCCAAUUCGUCCAGAUCGGAAACGACCUCGGCGCGACCGAAGCCCUGAAAGAGCUCGACAACGAGCUCGAGCACCAGUACCUGAUUCGUGACAUGGUGGACACGACGCUGUUCGACCCGAGGAACCCGCAGUUCAAGGCGGAGACGCUGUUGAAGAUCAUGAUGGGCGCUGUGGACCAGCCGUUAGAUCGAGGAUAUCCGUUCCGCCGUAGCGCCUCCGACUAA